Solea solea (common sole) is the source of this 7146-nucleotide messenger RNA. It is a transcript of the gene pik3c2a, whose product is annotated as phosphatidylinositol-4-phosphate 3-kinase, catalytic subunit type 2 alpha. NCBI's taxonomy places the organism in Eukaryota, Metazoa, Chordata, Actinopteri, Pleuronectiformes, Soleidae. The transcript has 33 exons. Gene Ontology annotation, cellular component: plasma membrane; phosphatidylinositol 3-kinase complex; cytoplasm. Gene Ontology annotation, biological process: phosphatidylinositol-3-phosphate biosynthetic process; phosphatidylinositol-mediated signaling; cell migration. The coding region runs from base 207 to 5393 and encodes 1728 amino acids. Gene Ontology annotation, molecular function: phosphatidylinositol binding; 1-phosphatidylinositol-4-phosphate 3-kinase activity; 1-phosphatidylinositol-3-kinase activity. The record is from RefSeq and is a predicted model, not a curated record.
CCGCGUCCAACCAGAGACCUCCGUCCAACCACCUCAACAGGAACUGACGUCGCCUCCAUGCAAGUGGAUGGAAAAAACGCAGCUGCAGGAAAAAUGGCUCCAAACACUGUACCGCCGCUAAAAGGUGCUUAGAGCUUUGCUCCACAGACCUUUGGGCCACACUGACUUAAACGGAGUUACACUCAUGGCACCUUCCAGUUGACAGAAUGGCCCAAAUAUCAAGUGGUAAUGGGUUCAAGCUGGAUGUCUCCCAGCCAAAGGGGGUUGUGGGUAAAGAGGAAGCCCUCCGUAUGGAGGAAGAGGCUUUGGCAAAAUUGCAAAAAGACAAGAGACCCACUCAUUCAACUUUGACAUCUUCAUCUUUGUAUGCAACAUCCACAUCAUCCUCAAAACCAAAUCCAUCUAAAUAUACCACUACUGCUCCUUGUACUUUGCCCUCUAUUAACAGACCAGAAAAGGACCUUAUUGUCUUCCCAGAGACCAAGAAGCAGGCAGAGCAGGAUAAGUUCAGGGAUAUUGAUGUGGACAAGCUAACCAAUGAAGAACUUGAAAAGCUCUUACUGGAUGAAAACUUUGGGGCAAACAGUAAGGUGUCCCGUCCCUCCUCGCUGCUGGGGUUCAACCUCAGCGCCUCCUACCCUGGAGGCCAUGCCUGUAGCUCCUCUCCUUUCCAUGGCAGCCAGUGGUCACCUGUUCUGUCCACUCCAACAAACUCUAGUGUGUCCACUCCCACACAUCAGCGCUCCCCAUUGUUCCCCUCUGCGCCCUACCCCAAACCAGGCACAUUGCUAAAUGGCUUCACUCCAACCAUAUCGCCCUUUUUGGCUCUGCCAACGCAGCAGCCAUCUUUCAUGGUCUUCACUCCCAUCCAGCCUGCUGCUGCCAUGGUGUUCCCACAACCAGCUGUGGACCCAGAGAUGGCCAAACUGUUUGACAAGAUUGCCAGCACCUCAGAAUACUUGAAGAAUGGCAGAUCCGCCAGCACUGAGAUCGACUCCUCUCAAGUGGGCACAGCUUCUCUGGCACCCGACCCAACACCUCAGCAGCCAGCAGGGAUGGAAUCGUCAAGUGUCGGUAGCAUUGACUGGCUGGAUCUGGACCCGCUUACUAAACGAAAAGCUGAGAGUGAGGAAGCAUCAGUGGCAUCAGAAGGCACUGCACAGACGGUACCCGGUGUUCCUGCUGGGGAUCCUUGGGAUGCAGUGCUCGAGACUGAAGUAAACAGUAGUAACAACAGCCCCUCACUGGAGGCGAAAGCAUCACUGUCAGUUCGCUCACAGCCUAGGAGGGCAUCAGCAGGAGUAGCUGUCACUAGGAGCCACUCACUCAACAUCCCUGGGACCUCCUCCCAUCACAAAUCAAACAGUCAGGACAAGGGGAAAGUAAAAGGUUUGGUGAAGAACCUUGCCCUGGAGGAAGAAGAGGCACAAAACCUGGAGGUUGUCGCCUUCUGUGAAGACGUUGCAGCCCUGCGUUCUAAAUUCCCUCACGGUGACAUCUCCACCAACCCCGGCUUCGUCCUCAGUCCCGUCAUCACCCAGAGAGAUGGUGGAGGUGACAACACCUGUUCUGUCAAGGUUUCUAUUGAAAUCUCAGAAUCUCAGCAGCCUGUAACCUUCACCUGUGACGUGAGCUCUCCGGUGGAGUUGUUGAUCAGCCAGACUCUGUGCUGGGUCCAUGAUGACCUGGAUCAGGUCGACUUCUCCAGCUACCUGCUCAAAGUCUGUGGCCAGGAGGAGGUGCUGCAGAAUAAACACAGCCUCGGCAGCCAUGAGUAUGUCCAGAACUGCAGGAAGUGGGAGAAUGAGAUCACUUUACAACUACUCUCUCACUCCACCAUGAGAAGGGACUUGGCCCGCAGUGUGGAAGAUGACUGCUCAACUGUAGACUUAGAGAAGCACCUGGGCCAGGUGGAGAGGCCUUUUAAGGAGAAUGUCACAAGACAAGGCCUGGCUGACUACUUGGAAGGUUACCACAAUCAAGUCAACAUCUGCCUUCAAAAUGAGAGUACUCGGUAUAAGACUGUGGAUCGGGUGGUGCAGACUGUGAAGAACCUGUGCUGUGCUCUGGAUGAGGUGGAGACACAAGCCAUUACAGAGGCGGUCAAGAGGCUGCGGCAUUCUGUCAAUGUACCUCGAACAUGCUCACCCAAGUUGGGGUCCACAUCUUCUGGUCAGUCAUCAAAUGAUCACACCAGUCCUGUGGAGGAGAGCAUGGCGUUGCUAACGCAGGCGGUCUACAACGUGGCCAAGCUCUACCUGCGCUCCUUCUGUCCCCCCUCCACCUCCUUCAAGUCACAUUCGCUGCCCCAGGCUGCAGACAAGGAAGCUGUGGAGGGAAGGAGCAGCAAAGAAGCUUCUGGCACCACAGACCACCUUCAGUUCACCCUUUUCGCUUUGCAUGGAAUCCCGGCCAACUGGGUCAGCAGCUAUGAGAAGUACUUCCUAAUGUGCUCCCUCACCCACAAUGGAAAGAACCUGUUUAAACCGGUCCAAUCGAAGAGAGUGGGCACAUACAAAAGCUUCUUCUACCACAUCAAAUGGGAUGAACUGAUCAACUUCCCCAUUGCAGUCGCUGUGCUCCCACUUGAGUCCAUACUGAGCCUGACUUUGUUCGGGGUGCUGAACCAGAAUGUCGGUGGAUCCCCAGACUCCAACAAACAGAGGAAAGCUCCAGAGCAGCUCGGCAAAGUUUCCAUGCCACUCUUUGACUUCAGAGGGGUGCUUGCCAGGGGCAACAGGCUGCUCUGUCUGUGGAUAUCUGCCCAAGGAGCUGCUGUCGCCACUGGCUCUACAGCCGGUCGCAAGAGGAUGCCCACAGAGAGAAUUAUACUGCAGGUCGACUUCCCCAACUCAUCGGUGGAUGUUCUGUAUGUGGGACCCAAGGAAGCUCCCAGUCCGGACCCCAUCCCCCAGGAAGAGCUGGACCCAGACCUCCGACGCAAACUGGAGAAAAUCUGUAGCCGAGCUUCCAAUUUCGGGCUGAAGCGGGCAGAUCACCAGAUCCUAUGGGACCAUUGGCUUCACUGUAAGAGGGACCACCCCAGCAGCCUGCCCAAGGUGCUGGCCAGUGCACCUAGCUGGGACUGGGCCAGCAUGGCUCACAUCCACUCCCUGCUGCACCACUGGCCUCCUCUACCCCCAGUCACUGCAUUGGAGCUCCUCGACUCAAAGUUUGCAGAUACAGAGGUGAGGAGAGUGGCUGUAAAUUGGAUUGAGAAGAGCAGUGAUGAUGAACUCGCCGACUAUCUGCCACAGCUUGUACAGGCCUUAAAGUUUGAGUGUCAUCUGAAGAAUGCCCUUGUCAUUUUCCUGCUGUCCAGAGCACAAGGCAACAUCAGCAUCGCCCACUACCUCUACUGGCUGCUAAAGGAUGCUGUGCAGGAUCCUGCCUGGGGCUGGCGUUAUGAACGUGUACUGGGUGCCCUGCUGUGUCUGUGUGGAGUCAAGCUCAGGGCUGAGCUGGAGAAACAGACUCAACUGGUGACCCUGCUGGGAGCGGUGGCGGAGAGGGUCAAACAAGCCGGGGGGUCAACGCGACAGGUGGCGCUGCAGGACGGCCUUGAAAACGUUCAGAACUUUUUCCAGAGAAACAACUGCCGACUGCCUCUCGGCCCCAGUCUGGUGGCCAAAGAACUUAAUUUUAAGGCCUGCUCAUUCUUCAACUCCAACGCAGUUCCCCUCAAGUUGGCCCUGGUCAAUGCCGAUCCACUGGGAGAAGAGAUCAAUGUAAUGUUCAAGGUCGGAGAAGACCUGCGCCAGGACAUGUUGGCUCUUCAGAUGAUCCGCAUCAUGGACCGCAUCUGGCUGCAGGAGGGGCUGGACCUGCGCAUCGUCAACUUCAAGUGCAUCUCCACUGGAAAAGACAAAGGUAUGGUUGAGCUGGUGCCGUCCUCUGACACCUUGAGAAAGAUCCAGGUGGAAUACGGCGUGACGGGAUCCUUCAAAGACAAACCUUUGGCAGAGUGGCUUCGAAAAUACAACCCUGCUGAGGACGAGUAUGAGAAGGCGUCGGAGAACUUUAUCUACUCAUGUGCGGGAUGCUGCGUUGCAACCUACAUACUGGGCAUCUGUGAUCGCCACAACGACAACAUCAUGCUGCGCUCCACCGGUCACAUGUUCCACAUUGACUUUGGCAAGUUUCUCGGCCACGCCCAGAUGUUUGGCAGCUUCAAAAGGGACCGGGCUCCAUUUGUCCUGACGUCAGACAUGGCAUACGUCAUCAAUGGAGGCGAGCGCCCCACCAGCCGUUUCCAGCUGUUUGUAGACUUGUGUUGUCAGGCCUACAACCUCAUCCGCAAACACUCCGGGCUUUUCCUCAACCUGUUGUCACUGAUGACCUCAUCGGGCCUUCCAGAACUGACCGGCUCCCAGGAUCUCAAGUAUGUUUUUGAUGCUCUGCAGCCUCACAACACUGAUGCUGAGGCGACCAUCUUCUUCACCAGGUUAAUCGAGUCCAGUCUGGGAAGUGUGGCCACCAAGUUCAACUUCUUUAUCCAUAACCUUGCCCAGCUACGAUUCUCUGGCCUGCCGACCAAUGAUGAGCCUAUACUGUCUUUCUCCCCCAAAACCUACACCCUGAAACAGGAGGGCCGCAUCGUCCAUGCGACCAUCUUUUCCUUCCAGAAGAGAUACAACCCCGACAAGCAUUAUACAUAUGUAGUGAGGAUCCUAAGAGAUGGUCAGAAUGAGCCCCAGUUUGUCUUCCGCACUUUUGAUGAGUUCCAGGAGCUCCACAACAAACUGACCAUACUUUUUCCUCUGUGGAAGCUGCCAAGUUUCUCUAACAAAAUGGUGCUUGGCCGCACCCACAUUAAAGAAGUGGCAGCCAAGAGGAAGCUGGAGCUCAACAACUAUGUCCACAACCUGAUGAGGAGCUCCACAGAAGUCACUCAGUGCGAUCUGAUCUACACUUUCUUUCAUCCGAUUGCACGGGAUGACAAGACGGAAGGUUUAGAUGCCACAGCCAAAGCACCAGAGCCUCCACUGAGUCCCACUUCUGGACGAGUGGAGGGAGAAGUGAAGCUCUCUAUCUCCUACAGGAACAGCACUCUCUUCAUCAUGGUCAUGCACAUCAGGGAUCUGGUUUCUGAAGAUGGAACAGAUCCCAACCCGUAUGUUAAAACCUACCUGCUUCCUGAUCCACACAAGACUUCCAAACGCAAGACAAAGAUCUCCAGGAAAACCCGAAACCCAACUUUCAAUGAGAUGCUGGUGUACAGUGGCUACAGUAAAGAAACCCUGGGCCUGCGGGAGCUUCAACUGAGUGUGCUCAGUGCCGAGUCACUGCGUGAGAACUACUUUCUGGGCGGGAUCACGCUCAGACUCAAAGACUUUGACCUCAGCAAGGAGACGGUCAAGUGGUACAAACUUACAGCAGUUCCAUACUUUUAGCGCCCACUUGUCCCUCCCUGAAGCCGAACAACGACUCUCCAGACAAAAGCUGCAUUCACAUCAUAUGGGAAAGGCAGCUGAUGCAGCCUGACUUGAAAAUAUUGGUCAGAGAUGAAUCAUCAUGUCUUUGGUGAUAUAUGACAUCAUUAAAGUAUGUAAUUAGUGCUGUUCUAAUCAUAAUUAUCAUGGCAGGAUCAAAAUUUUGCUAAAACACAUUUAUACUAAUAAAUUAAAACCUCCUGUCAUCCCGUUGCCUUUGAGUUUAAUCCCAUAUGACAUGAAUGCAGAAUAAAAACUUGAGACUCAACAACAGAGGAACAACGACCGAAACAGGCCUCUUCACUCAGAGCCUGUUCUCAAUUCUACACUAGUUUCUCUCCCAUUGUCACUAAUCAAGAUUGUUUCUGUGACAAAUGGCCUCCACUUAUUGUGUUUCUCUUUUUUUCCUAAACUAUAACAAAGAACUGUAAUGAUUUGUACAUUUUGAUAUUAGAGGACCAAAACGGCUUACUUGCAGGAGAGAAUAUAUAGAUUUACCCAGUUCUUUUUUAAGGAAUAGACCAGAAAGGGCUCAUUUUUACACUUUACAUGUUUAUUUUCUCCAUGGACAAAUAAGGAGGCAUCAGGGUUUCCUGCUCUGCAUCAGACACUUCUGAGUAGAGUAGUCCAAAACACCACAUUACAAAAAAAAAAUCAACAGUGACCUUAUUAUUAUUCCCCUGAGAAUGUGCCAAAAUUAAUGAGGACGGCAAAUCAAAUCACUCUCACCAAAAGGGUGCCUUUGUUUGUGCUCACAAUGUCUUUUUAAUGCUCAACUUGGCCUUAUUGCUAUGUAUAUUUUAUUAACAAUGUGAUUUGUCCUUAUUAAAAUAUAUAUAUAUUCUGUAAAGCUACAUGAGUAGAUCUUUCAGAGCAGGUCUGCUGCGAGACUGGCAUCUUAAGGUGUAUUUUUUAACAGUGGACUGCCACUAAAUGCACACUACCAGGUCUUUCUGUCGUGGUAUUACUUGACAAUUUUCACACAGCACACCUUAAAGGGGAACUUUUAUCAUAAGCUUGGAACACACUCUUGUCUUUGCUUUGGAUGAAGAGAAGAUGUUGCCCUUUCACAUGGAUCAUAUGUCAGUCCUGCGUUUCUUUCAGGUGGUUCAAAACCACAAUGCAGACUUGCAGAAAGCAGUUUUAGAAAUGUAGCGUGUGGAGAUGAGGCUUUUUCCCACAUUGGCAACAAUACCACACUCGCACCCGGCCCCUAAUCAUGGUGUACUCAUGCCAUGCAGGCCGACAUGGGUAAUUAUAUUAAUAAACUGCAAGGGAAGUACAGAUCUAGUCCAUUCUAUAAUCUUGAGAUAAUGCACGCUGACCAUAGGUCAGUGGUAAAAGGGCAACUCAAACUUAAAACAUCUUUCUAAAGGGAACAAGAUCGUGAGCAAAAAUAAAACGGCUGCUUUCUUCUCCACUCACUUCUAACUAUAAAUCUAAAGUUGUUGUUAAUGUUUAAUAAAGCAAUUUUGAUGAAUUUAUCUGAAAAGUUUUUAAGAGAUCUACAAGACAAAAUAUGAUUUAAGAGCGACACUCACACUAUAAAUAUUAGUGACUUGAUCCAUUCUUUUAGUGACUGUACAAAGACGGCAAGAAGAGUUUGUAUUAACAUGGCCAGUUAUUUAUUCUUAAUUGGUGACCUGUAAUCUGAAUGGAUCAGUGUGUACUGUAAUUCCUCUUUCCUAAAGCAAUUAAAUGUUUUUGGAACUAA